Molecule: messenger RNA, 642 nt
Organism: Fusarium graminearum PH-1
Lineage: Eukaryota; Fungi; Ascomycota; Sordariomycetes; Hypocreales; Nectriaceae
Exons: 1
Coding region: 96-587 (163 amino acids)
Biological process (GO): mitochondrial translation
Cellular component (GO): mitochondrial large ribosomal subunit
Molecular function (GO): structural constituent of ribosome
Source: RefSeq, a predicted model, not a curated record
CAUCAGCCAAACGGCAGUCAAUCGUUCUAUACCCCGUAUCAAGGUCGUCAGUUCGUGUUCUCCGGCCUCGCUCGUAGUAGCGCUUCCAUAUCAAAAUGGCCAAAUUCUCCGUCUCACCAGCGACCCUGUCGCCCAUCAGAACAACGCUCUCAACAUCAUCAUAUUCACCAAGCCGCUUCUCCCUCGGCCAAGUCCGUCAUGCAACCUUUAUUCCCCGACCUCGCCGACCCUACACAUUCACUCAGCUAGUCACACUGUCAGACGGCUCCUCAUACACCAUGCGAACCACAUCACCACUACCCAUCUACCGCGCCGCCAAGGACACACGCAACACACUACUGUGGCAGCCAUCCGAGAAGUCACUCAAGAAUGUCGAGCUCGAUGAGGCCGGUAGAUUGGCCGCUUUCCGAGAGCGCUACGGCCGUGCCUACGAUGCUUCUAGCGCUGAGGAGGGUGGAGAGACUGCUGAGGCUGCCGAGGAUGCGGAUGGAAGUUACGCGGAUCUUAUCACUGGAUAUGCGCCUGCACAAGAUGCCAACACUAUGAAAGAUUCAGGUCCUAAGAAGCAGGCCAAGAAGAGAAAGUAGACCAAAUGAUAUGGAAUUGAACAGAGGAGGCGACCACCGCAACACUAUUCUCCAC